AUGUCUAGUACGGUUCGCGGCAACUCUGAUCCCUCCUUUGUGUUUCCUACCGCAAUCGCGACAAGAGGGCCUGUACAGCAGCCGUCACGGUCAGGUCCAGCAGUUCCACCACGACCAGGUAACCUCGCGUCCAAGCGCGGAGUAGAGGACCUCGACUUCUUCAUCGGCGACGAGGCACUCGCAAACGCGCAGACGCCAGGUUAUGGCGUGUACUAUCCCAUUCGUCAUGGCCAGAUCGAGAACUGGGAUCACAUGGAGCGGUACUGGGAGCAGACGAUCUUCAAGUAUCUCCGGGCUGAGCCUGAGGACCACUACUUCUUACUGACCGAACCCCCACUCAAUGCACCUGAGAAUCGUGAACAGACUGCCGAGAUAUUCUUCGAGUCUUUCAACAUCAAGGGCCUUUACAUCGCCGUGCAGGCCGUGCUCGCGCUCGCGGCCUCCUGGACGUCCAGCCGCGUCAACGAGCGCACGCUCACCGGCACAGUCAUCGACUCCGGCGAUGGUGUCACGCACGUCAUCCCCUGCGCGGAGGGCUACGUUAUCGGCAGCGCGAUCAAGCACAUCCCCAUUGCCGGCCGCGACAUCACGCAGUUCGUGCUGAAUCUGAUGCGCGAGCGCGGCGAGAUGGCUACGGUCCCGCCGGAGGACCAGAUGAAGGUCGCCGGGAAAGUGAAGGAGAACUUCAGCUAUGUGUGCCAGGACAUCGUCAGGGAGUUCAGGAAGUUCGACGAGGAGCCGUAUAAGUACUUUGAGCGGUUUGACGGCGAACAUACUGUCACCGGCAGAAAAUACUCGGUGGACGUUGGCUACGAGCGUUUCCUCGCACCCGAGAUCUUCUUCAACCCUGAAAUCAACUCUCCGACUUCCUGA
Molecule: messenger RNA, 873 nt
Organism: Fomitopsis serialis
Lineage: Eukaryota; Fungi; Basidiomycota; Agaricomycetes; Polyporales; Fomitopsidaceae
Product: actin family
Exons: 5
Coding region: 1-873 (290 amino acids)
Biological process (GO): Arp2/3 complex-mediated actin nucleation
Cellular component (GO): Arp2/3 protein complex; actin cortical patch
Molecular function (GO): actin filament binding
Source: RefSeq, a predicted model, not a curated record